Molecule: messenger RNA, 1832 nt
Organism: Cryptomeria japonica (Japanese cedar)
Lineage: Eukaryota; Viridiplantae; Streptophyta; Pinopsida; Cupressales; Cupressaceae
Product: rho GDP-dissociation inhibitor 1
Exons: 5
Coding region: 682-1440 (252 amino acids)
Biological process (GO): Rho protein signal transduction
Cellular component (GO): cytosol; cytoplasm; membrane
Molecular function (GO): protein binding; Rho GDP-dissociation inhibitor activity
Source: RefSeq, a predicted model, not a curated record
UGCCAAGGGAGUGGGGAAUUGAACAGUGGUGGAGGUUGCCUGGUUGUGCGGAAGAGCCCUUCAGUUGGUUAUGUUUCUUAAUUGGUUUUAGUGGCCCAACGCUAAUCCACUAGGGGGGUAGAGACACACACGUCGCCGUUCUUAUAUACCCAGAUUGGGAAGUCGUUGUUGCUAAUUUCUUUUAUUCAUUCAAGUCAAUAGUAACAGUUGGGACUCUCUACAAUCUAUGUGGGGAAGUGGGCUUUAGGAAACUGGAAAGUCCCUGAGAUAUAGGGGGUCCUCUUCCCAAAGAGGAAGGACUAAGGGAGUUAUAAAUAAAGACCUGUGUUGUCUGUAUGGUUUUGAGUUUUUGGGCAUGGAGAAAAUGUCAAUUCUGUUCCGAAAUCUAAAGUCUUUGUAACUGUAUUGGGUCUUUGAAUUGGUGUACGCUUGAUUGUGUUCGGGAGGUAAAUCUGCUGGACUUUACCACAGCUGGCCAGGCGUGCCUUUUCAGUAUAGCAUGGGUUUCUUGUUCUAGAAAGGAUUUACCGGCAAUAAAAGUGGAAAAAAGUGUGUGAAUUGUUGUGGGUUGGCGGUGGUCUAGUGGAAAAUAGCUGGGAGUUUUGGGAAGUUGGUCAAGGUGCUUUCUUAGGACACCCCUGGUUCACCAUACAGAAAGAAGAGCCUGGAAUUGUUAUUGAAAUGUCUAAGAUGUCAAUGCUGAUUGGGAGUAUGACAAGAAACAAAUCUCUGGCCUGCUCUGGUGGUGGGGGAGAAUUUAAGGCUGAGGUGUUAAGUGAAGUUGUGGAACACAAGGUGAGUGGUGAGCCUGCCGGUCCUUCAGAGAAGCUCAUGAGGCAGUUCAGUGAGGCUACUUAUUAUGACUCAGAGGAAGAGGAGCAUGGUGAUGCCAAGGUUGGAGGGGAUUUUGUUGUUGGCCCUCUUCUUCCCCUCAAGGAACAGCUUGAGAAAGACAAGGAGGAUGAAAGCUUGAGAAGAUGGAAAGAACAACUGCUAGGCAGCCUGGAUGUUAACUCCAUGGGAGAACGCCUGGAAGCAGAUGUUAAGAUUAUAAGCUUUGGGAUUUUAUCAGCAGGAAGGCCGGACUUAAUUAUACCUGUUCCUUUUGUCCCUACUAAUUCAAGGGGUUCCUCCUUCAUACUCAAAGAAGGCAGCCACUACAAUCUCAAAAUUUGUUUCUCGGUUCACGAUAAUAUUGUCUCAGGGCUCACUUACAUCAACACUGUCUGGAAGAGUGGAGUAAGAGUGGACAGCACUCGUGUUAUGCUUGGAACAUUCAGCCCUCAGCAAGAGCCAUACGCAUAUGUGAUGGAGGAAGAGACGACACCCUCUGGCAUUUUUGCCAGGGGAUGUUACUCAGCCAGAACCAAGUUUGUGGAUGAUGAUGAGAGAUGCCACCUCGAAAUAAAUUACACCUUUGAGAUCAGGAAGGACUGGUGAUUUGAUUUGAUUAUAUUUCUUCCAUUUGACUUUGUAAGCUAUUUCUAGUAGUUUGGGUUGGAAUGCAUAGUUUUAGGUAGAUGGGUAGAAGGUUGUUAAGGAUAUUUGCUGGUUACUCUCUGGUUGCUUGAAGCCAGCAAACUCUGUGGCUCAAAUGAGCCUUGCAAUGGAAAGGGUGCCUGCCCUCUUGUGAUCCAAGAUGAUGUUACUCUAGUUGAACAUGAUUGAGACUUGUGUACAGUAGCCAUAAACUUUCCACAUUUACAGUGUUGAAGUAUGGUAGUGGGAAUGGAGAAUCAAGAUUUUGCUGUAACAGGAUCAUAAAUAAUUUGUCAAUUUGUGGCAGGAUUUGUUUUUUUGUUUAUAUAUAUAUAUGGGCGUAACAUGUGAAA